Molecule: messenger RNA, 1866 nt
Organism: Zychaea mexicana
Lineage: Eukaryota; Fungi; Mucoromycota; Mucoromycetes; Mucorales; Lichtheimiaceae
Product: P-loop containing nucleoside triphosphate hydrolase protein
Exons: 2
Coding region: 1-1866 (621 amino acids)
Biological process (GO): double-strand break repair via homologous recombination; DNA replication
Cellular component (GO): RecQ family helicase-topoisomerase III complex; nucleus; cytoplasm
Molecular function (GO): four-way junction helicase activity; 3'-5' DNA helicase activity; nucleic acid binding
Source: RefSeq, a predicted model, not a curated record
AUGGAUGACAUUGUUGAUGACGAUGAUGACGACAUAUUCCAAACCAGUGCCAAAUCCUCCGUAUCGAACGUCGAAACCAGCAAAAAACACACCACCCCCGUCGUUCGUUCACGUUAUUUCGAUGCUAGCGCAUCACCUCCAAAUCCUCCACCCACACCUAAACCAUCAUCCGCAACUGCUUUCAACAACAACAACAUUAAUCCGACUGCGUCUUCAUCCUCAUCCACCCGCAAUGCUUCGCCGCCAAAGCCCAUCGCUGAAGGCUACCCAUGGUCCAAAGAUGUGACCAAGGCUAUGCGACAAGUCUUUAAACUCAAGCAAUUCCGCACCAACCAACUAGAAGCGAUCAACACAACACUGAACGGGGACAACGUCUUUGUACUGAUGCCCACAGGCGGCGGCAAAUCCCUAUGUUAUCAACUCCCCGCCGUUGUCCGAAACCACAAACGCAAAGGUCUCUCCAUUGUUGUUUCGCCCCUCCUAUCACUAAUGAGCGACCAAGUCGAUGCACUUGUGAAAAAGGGUGUGCCAAGCUACUUGCUCAACGGCCAAACUACAGUGUCUCAGCGUCAGGAUAUUUAUCGCGAGCUCAAAAGCUUGACUUUCCAGACGUGUCUCUUGUAUGUGACGCCAGAAAUGAUUCAAAAAUCACCCGCCUUUCGGAAUGCAAUGGAUAAUUUAAACAGACGCAACAUGAUUGCACGAUUCGUUAUUGAUGAAGCGCACUGCGUAUCCCAAUGGGGUCAUGAUUUCCGUCCUGAUUACAAAAUGCUUGGCGAUCUCAAGAUCUCGUAUCCGAACGUACCCAUCAUGGCACUCACGGCGACGGCAAAUGAAAUGGUGCAAAAGGAUGUGAUACAUAACUUGCAUAUUGAUGGUUGUAAAGUGUUAAAGCAAAGCUUUAACCGUGAAAAUAUCCAAUAUGAGGUGGUUGCCAAGGGAUCCAGAAGCAAUCUAUACAGCGACAUGGACCGGUUUAUUCGACAAUACCCUAACAAAUCAGGAAUCAUCUACUGUAUCUCUCGAAAACAAUGUGAAGACGUUGCCGAUGUGUUGCGGAACGACUUUAGCAUUAGUGCCACGCAUUAUCACGCCGCAUUGGACCCAAACGAACGGACGGAUGUCCAAAGAGCAUGGCAAGAAGGACGCGUUCAAGUAAUUGUGGCAACGAUUGCGUUUGGUAUGGGCAUCGACAAGCCGGACGUCCGCUUCGUGAUCCAUCACUCGCUCCCUUCAUCUGUUGAGGGCUAUUAUCAAGAGUCGGGUCGUGCGGGACGAGACGGAUUGUUGGCUGUCUGUCGACUUUAUUACUCUUUUGCGGAUACGCGCCUGCAUCGAGUCCUGAUUGACAAGGGCGAGGGUAGCUGGCAACAAAAACAACGAUUGAUCGAAAACCUCAACAAAAUGGUGCGAUUUUGCGAGAACAAGUCGGAUUGUCGUCGUAAACAGCUGCUUGGCUAUUUCGGUGAGGUGUUUGAUCCUCGUCUGUGUCGCGGCACAUGUGACAAUUGCCAUGUCAACAAAGACACAACGAUCGAGACCAUAGAUUAUACCAAAGAAGCCGGAACGGCACUUACAUUAUUGGAAGUAUUAGAAGAGGAAAAGGUGACUCUGAUACAACUGAUCGACAUUCUACGUGGCUCGAAGUCAAAACGCUACAUUGACCGUGGAUACCACGAGAUUGAUGGCUUUGGCGCGCUUAAAACGGUGACCAAAACUGACGUCGAUCGAUUAUUGAAGCAUAUGUUGUUAAGUGGUAUACUUAAAGAGCGUACUGAAACCAAUCUGGCAGGGUUUACAACGGCAUUUGUUGAGGUAACGUUUGUAACAACGUACCCUUGGGUGAAGAGGAGAAAGCUUAGCUAA